AUGGUACGUCAUGUUAUACAGCACGAAUUACUCGAGGAAAAGCGCAGACUUACCGCAGUCGCAAUAGCUUUGCCAUGCACCAGAGAUGGUAGCGAGUUCAUCGAGCCGGGUGCACCCCCUCCAUCUCGAGACAGGCCUGACAAAGGCAACUGGACGCCGUUUGGCUCACGGCUGGAGUUCGAGGUGGCAGAGUUCCUGUACAAGAAGAAUCAAAUGUCACAAAGGGACGUGAACACCUUGAUGGAUCUGUGGGCCGCAUCGCUCAUUCAAUAUGGAGGCAAGCCGCCUUUCGACAAUUCUGCUCACCUGCUUGAUACAAUCGAUGUCAUCUCCCUUGGUGAUGCGUCGUGGUCCAAGGUUGAGCUGUGUUACCGCGGCGCCUUGCCAGAGGGGGACAUACCAUCAUGGAUGACCGAGAAAUACGAUAUAUGGAUGCGGAACACCCGUGUUGUCGUACACUCGUUGGUCGAAUGCGAAGACUACAAUGGGGACAACGAGUUCAAUCUGGUGCCCUAUCAAGAAGUCAAUGAACAAGGCGGCCGACGACUCACGAAUGUUUUAUCUGGCAACUGGGCGUGGCGGCAGGCAGAUAAGAUCGCAGAAGACCCUACCACGCAUGGGUCGAUGUUCGUACCUGUCAUUGUGGGAAGCGACAAGACGACCGUGUCAGUCGCGACGGGGCAGAACGAGUACUAUCCCCUAUAUGUCUCCAUCGGCAACGUUUCGAACGGUGUCAGGCGUGCACACCGCGGUGCCGUUCGUGUCGUGGCAUUCCUAGCGAUUGCGAAAUGUGAAAAGAAGCACCAAAAUACCACCGCCUUUCGCACGUUCAAACGCCAGUUGUAUCACGCAAGUGUCGCCGCUGUUCUGGACCCCCUUCGUCCUGCGAUGUCUACCCCAGAGGUUGUGCGCUGUCCUGACUCACACUUUCGCCGUGCUCUCUAUGGUGUCGGCCCGAACUUGAUGGACUAUCCUGAACAAGCUCUGGCGGCGUGCAUUGUUGAAGGCUGGUGUCCGGUGUGCCCAGGACCCUUCAAUGAUCUCGACGCGGGCUUCAUGCAAGGCCGUCGAAGCGAGGAGCUCACCGAGGAGCUGGUUCGACGGUUCGACACGAAGCUGCUGUGGGAGGAGUAUGGGAUUGUUGCAAACGUCAUUCCUUAUACGAACAAUUUCCCGCGUGCUGAUAUCCAUGAAUUACUGUCGGGCGACCUCUUGCAUCAAGUAAUCAAGCCUUUCAAAGACCACGUCGUCGAUUGGACGAUAGACUACCUCAAGAUUGAGCAUGGCGAAGGACGUGCUGCAGAGAUCGUGGAUGAGAUAGACCGACGGAUAGCUGCUAUGCCGCCUUUUGCUGGCCUGCGACACUUUCGUCAAGGGCGAAACUUCAAGCAAUGGACGGGCGACGAUUCUCGAGCCCUUAUGAAGAUCUUCCUCGCCGCGAUCAAAGGGCUUGUCCCGCCCGAGAUCGUGUGUAUGGUCCACGAAUAUCUAGAAUUUGCAUAUAGGAUUCGCCACCCCAUUCAAACAGAUACCAAGCUCGACGAAUGUGAGGCGCACCUCACCGAGUACCACCGCCACCGAGAGUUCCUUCGUCAUGCAGGUGUUAGGCCUGAAGGCUUCUCAUUACCGCGCCAGCACUCCCAUGGACAUACCCCUCGCCACACCUGGAACUUCGGCGCCCUCUAUGGCCUCUGCACUUCGCUCACCGAGAGCAAGCACAUCAAGGCCGUCAAGGAGCCGUGGCGGCGGUCGAACCGGUAUCGCGCCCUCGGCCAGAUGCUAUUGACCAAUCAGCGGCUCGAUAAACUUGCCGCAGCACGUGUGGACUUCGCCGCACGAGGCAUGCUCGAAGGAACCUGCCUUUCGGAGGCUGUCACCACCUCGUUGUCCCGAUCCGCAGCUGCCGAGAACAUCGCUCAAGAUGACAUCGACGAGCUUGACUAUCCACUGCAAGGCCCUCCGCUGAUCCCCGAGCCUGAACUUCAGCCCAACCGUAACGCCGCUGGACCUGCCGGCCAAGAACAACCUGGCGCGAACAAUCCAAUCGACGCCGACUACUAUGGGCAUGGAGAGGGCGAUGAACCUGGGGAUGCUGAUGACGACGACGACGAUGGUGCUGUGGAAGGGCCACCAGUCGAGGCAUUUGUUCUUCUGGCCUGUCGCCGAGCCAAGAACUACCCUACUGCGUUAAUCGAGCUUGCGACUCACCUCGGACGCCCCGAACUAACAGCAUCCAUCGCGCGGUUCUUAGCACAGCAGCUGCACAAGGAUCCGGAUGACGAACGUGUCCUGGCGACCUAUACAAUACCGAACCUGCGGAUAUCGGUCUUCCCCUCCGCGGUCGCAACAUUCUACGCCCCGGCUGAUCCGUCUGGUGCUGGUGGAAUGCGGCGUGAGCGCAUUCGAGCGACGCCGUCCUGGCGAUCGGAUGGAGCACACUAUGACUGCGCUUUUGUGCAGAAGGAUGCCGAGCAGAAGGGCUUUCGGGGUCUGGACGCCGUACGUGUUCGCCUUCUCUUUUCCUUCAAGUUCAAUGGUAUCCUAUACCCCUGUGCCCUUGUCGAAUGGUUCGUGCCGGUCGGCAAUGAGCCUGACGAGGAGACAGGGAUGUGGAUAGUCGAGCCGGAACUGGAUGCCGACGCACAGAGGCCAUAUGAGGUCAUUCAUCUAGACACAAUUUUCCGCGCGGCACACUUGCUGCCUGUGUAUGGCCGAGACCCACUUCCUGCCGGCUUCCGUGUGCAAGACUCACUCGACGCCUUUCGUGCAUACUUGGUAAAUAAAUUUGUCGAUUAUCACGGUCACGAGCACGCGUUCUAG
Molecule: messenger RNA, 2820 nt
Organism: Fomitopsis serialis
Lineage: Eukaryota; Fungi; Basidiomycota; Agaricomycetes; Polyporales; Fomitopsidaceae
Exons: 8
Coding region: 1-2820 (939 amino acids)
Source: RefSeq, a predicted model, not a curated record